Messenger RNA from Notolabrus celidotus (New Zealand spotty), 6270 nucleotides. RefSeq names its product sema domain, seven thrombospondin repeats (type 1 and type 1-like), transmembrane domain (TM) and short cytoplasmic domain, (semaphorin) 5Ba (gene sema5ba). Gene Ontology annotation, molecular function: chemorepellent activity; semaphorin receptor binding. The coding region runs from base 282 to 3572 and encodes 1096 amino acids. The record is from RefSeq and is a predicted model, not a curated record. Lineage: Eukaryota; Metazoa; Chordata; Actinopteri; Labriformes; Labridae. The transcript is spliced from 24 exons. Gene Ontology annotation, biological process: axon guidance; negative regulation of axon extension involved in axon guidance; axon extension.
AUCGUCCGACGCUCAAGGAGAGAGAGAGCGCAGUUGUUGGCUGCAGGUCGCUGGGAGAGGGACGCACACAGCGGCUCAGGACACAACAGUGGAACCCGUUUCUUUUCUGUCUCUGCUGCUCAGAGUUCAUGUCUGACUCUCCUCGUAUCUCUACCUGGCUUUAUCAUCAACUUGCGGAAUACAAACGCCUUUGAAGAAUCAGUUUGAAAGGGACAGACGGCCCUCUCAGCCCCCUGCCCACACCCCAGUGAUGCUUAGCUGCUGUAUCCCAGAGGCCCAGCAUGGCAGCUAGAGGAGAGGUUGCCACCAUGACAUCGUCCUCACAGGACUACAAACCUUCGUCUAUGGCCGGGCUCUUCCUUCUCCUCUUCCUCCUCGUCCCAAAUGUCGUUACGCAGAACUCUGCUGUACCUACGACCCCAACCCCGUCACUGUUCGACCCCAUGAGACAACCAGAGUGCACGAAGAAAGAACAUCCAAAGGUUUCCAUCCAAGCUCUCAGUCCGUGGAUCUCCUCCUUCUCCCACCCCGGCGUGAGAGACUAUUCCCAGCUCACCCUUGACCUGACUAGGAAUGAGCUUAUUGUGGGUGCCAGAAACUUCCUGUUCAGACUGGACCUCAGCAACAUGUCGCUGAUACAGGCGACAGAAUGGGCACCGGACGAGGAAACCAGGAGGUCCUGUCAGAGCAAAGGCAAAACAGAGAUUGAAUGUCAGAACUACAUCAGAGUCCUGCUAGUGAACAAGACUGAGGUCAUGACGUGUGGUACCAACGCUUUUCAGCCGCUUUGUAUAAGCCGAGAGGUGGGCAACCUGAGCAGCAUGCUGGAGCGGGUGAACGGUGUUGCACGCUGUCCAUAUGACCCACGCCAUAACUCCACAGCGGUGGUGACAGAGAGCGGUGAGCUUUAUGCAGCCACCGUCAUCGACUUCUCCGGACGUGACCCCGUCAUCUACCGCAGUAUGGGCGGGAUGCCUCCUCUCAGGACGGCGCAGUACAACUCCAAAUGGCUCAACGAGCCCCACUUCAUCUCCGCCUACGACAUCGGCCUCUUCACCUUCUUCUUCCUGAGGGAGAACGCAGUGGAGCACGACUGCGGGAAGACGGUGUAUUCCCGUGUGGCGAGGGUCUGUAAGAACGAUAUCGGGGGACGAUUUCUCCUGGAGGACACGUGGACCACGUUCAUGAAGGCGAGGCUCAACUGCUCCCGCUCCGGAGAGAUCCCCUUCUACUACAACGAGCUGCAGAGCACCUUCUACCUGCCCGAGCAAGACCUCAUCUACGGCAUCUUCACCACCAAUGUCAACAGCAUCGCAGCGUCCGCAGUGUGUGCCUUCAACCUGAGCGCCAUCACGCAGGCCUUCAACGGGCCCUUCCGCUCCCAGGAGAAUCCACGCUCCACCUGGCUUCCCACACCCAACCCCAUACACAACUUCCAGUGUGGUACAAUAAAUGAUGAAGGUCCAAAUGAGGGUUUGACGGAGCGUAGUCUGCAGGACGCCCAGCGACUCUACCUGAUGAAUGAUGUGGUCCAGCCGGAGUCUGUCGAUCCGCUGGUCAUGCAGGAUGACGUUCGGUUCUCCAACCUGGUCGUGGACAUCGUUCAGGGCAUGGACUCGCUCUACCAUGUGAUGUACAUCAGCACAGAAUAUGGCACCAUCUUAAAGGCGCUGGCUACGCCCAAUAAGAACCUACAAGGAUGCUACCUGGAGGAGAUGGAGCUUCACCCAUCAGGGAUACGGGAACCGAUCCUGAGCCUGCAGAUCCUGCACAGUGACAGGUCUCUGUUUGUGGGGCUCAAUGACAGAGUCCUGAAGAUCCCGCUGGAGAGGUGCUCUACCUACAAAACUGAGACGCUGUGCUUGGAGGCGAGAGACCCCUACUGUGGCUGGGACUUCAGGCAGCGCAGAUGCACCACUCUGGAGGACAGCUCCAACAUGAGCCAGUGGAAGCAGAACAUCACUGUGUGCCCGCUUCGGAAUCAAACCACCGAUGGCGGCUUCGGACCCUGGGCGCCGUGGCAGCCUUGCAACAACGAUGACGGUGUGGACGGUGUGAGCUCCUGUUUGUGCCGCUCCAGGUCUUGUGACAGCCCGGCUCCUCGAUGUGGGGGCAAAAACUGUCAGGGCCCCACCAUUGAGGUGUCCAACUGCUCCAGAAAUGGAGGCUGGACGCCCUGGUCGUCAUGGGGACAGUGCAGCACAACCUGCGGCACGGGCUUCGAGCUGCGCCAGCGUUCCUGCAACAACCCUUCCCCCAGGCACGGAGGUCGUGUGUGUGUGGGACCCAGCAGGGACGAGAGGUUCUGCAAUGAAGGGGUGCCCUGUCCUCAGCCGAUCUUCUGGUCCCCGUGGGGCUCCUGGACCAAGUGCAGCACUGAGUGCGGAGGAGGCGUCCACUCCAGGGUCCGAACCUGUGAGAACGGGAACAGCUGUCCAGGAUGUGCACUGGAGUAUAAGGCCUGUAACCUGGAGGCGUGUCCCGAGGUGAAGAGGAACACACCCUGGACCCCCUGGAUGCCGGUCAAUGUGACCCAGGGCGGAGCUCGUCAGGAGCAGAGGAUGCGCUACAUGUGCCGAGCCCACCUGUCUGAUCCCCACGAGCUGCAGAUCGGACGCAAGAAGGUGGAGACGCGCUUCUGUCCCAAUGAUGGCACAGCAGCCUGCGAGACAGACACCCUUGUGGAGGAGCUCUUGAAGACACCGGUUGUGAGGGUGGCGGGUGCCAGCUGGGCCUCAUGGGAGACCUGGUCUAGCUGCUCGCAGAGCUGUGCCAAAGGUUACCGGACCCGGCGAAGAUCCUGUUCUGGACCAGAAGGGAAGAGCGCCCCUGUCGCAUGCCGUGGCUCACCUGUGGACUAUCAGGAUUGUAAUGUGCAGGCGUGUCCUGUGAAUGGUGCAUGGGGCUGCUGGUCAUCCUGGUCUCAGUGCUCGGUGGAUUGCGGCGGCGGUCACUACCAGCGCACACGCACCUGCAACAGCCCCGCCCCUUCCAUUGGUGGAGACAUCUGCAUAGGACUACACACUGAAGAGGCCCUGUGUAACACACACACCUGCGAUGGUGGCUGGAUGGCCUGGUCGCUGUGGUCAGCCUGUGAUGAUUCAGGCUUACAGAUGAGGAGCCGGGUGUGUGGUGCUCAGGGAAGCGUCCCCUGUGUGGGGAACAGCACUCAGAAGAGAGACUGCAAUGAAAUACCUGUCAUUCUCCCUGCAUCUGGUUUUGAUAAGGACCAACACUGUGGAGCAUUCACCUCCAUCCACCUAAUUGCCACUGGCGUUUCCUGUUUCCUCGGGGCGGGGCUGCUGUCCUUCCUGAUCUACGUCUACUGUCAGCGUUUCCAUAAGCCUUCGCAGGAGUCUGCCAUCAUUCAUCCCACCACUCCGAACCACCUCAACUACAAGGGCAACACUACGCCAAAGAAUGAGAAGUACACGCCCAUGGAGUUCAAGCUACUUCAGAUCAAGGGUUACCAAACUUUUCUGUCCAAGACCCCCAAUAUAAUGGUGUCAGAGACUGGCGACCCCCCGACUCUCCCACCAGACACUGAACAAGAACAAUCUGCUGCCAGAUGAAAGAUCAAACUUCUUCCCGACACAGCUCCCGCAGACGAACGUCUACACAACCACCUACUAUCCCACGGCGCUUGGAAAAUUCGACUACCAGCCCAACUCCUCCCCGUCGCCAUGCAGGACCUACAACAACAGUAACAACAGCUGAGACACGCCCCAAAAACUGUAACUCCCAAUCCCCAUGCCAGCACCCCGUAAAGGACACCAACAGAGAGCCACGGUGACAUAACUGAACCGACGUGACUGACGUGCUUUCCAAAGCCCGGCCAGGUUUUUUUCCUUUCACCAUCGCCCUUCUUCUCGCUCCCAUAGUCUCUUCCACGUGGUUGGAUUUGUUUCUUCAAGGGCAUUUCUGAAACUUUCCAUCAGGAGAUGUGGGUUUGGAUAACAAGGCCCAGGUCCUGGUGCAGUCAAGGACUUAAGCAACCAACCGAGAGGGGGGUGUUAUCCUAAGAGCUUGACUGGAUAUAGCAGUGUCAACUCAGAGGUUCAUGCUAGGAAAACUUUAACAGAACGAGGUCUGCCUCCACGCACAUCGCUGUUCCCAGAGCAGUUCAGCACAGGUGCUGAAUGGAGCGCGUUUCUGGAGGAAAAACAUUCACAUUUUUAAUAAUUUCUCUGGAUCUGGGUCACUGUUUCAUGCCUCUCCAUUACCAACGACAUUGUCAGCCUGUAAUGAACUUUGAAUCCCCAGACAACAAAGCAGUUACUGAGAACAAACAGUGCAUAUUGUCAUGUCCUUGCCCGCACGGCGCAGUGGGACAGAACAACAACAAAAGAGAGAACUCAAUGAGGUCGAUGAUAAAGUAAAUUAGAGAUCAAUAUCAGCUUAUUUGUUAGAGGCGGAUGCACGCCCUCCAUUGUUGGUAUGCCACGUGACGGGAAGAUAAUAACCUCGGAGUUGAUUAAGUUUUUGGACAGCUGGUUGGAGGAGUCUCUACUCUUCAGCUUGAGUCGGAGAAGGUUUUCUAAACGAGUCACACGCCGUUAACGGACAAGGACGUUCACUGGAGCGAGGGGGGAUCUGAGAGAAGCAGUCUGAACUGUACAUAAAGCUUUGGGAAUGCCUUGGGUGCCUGUAUGCAAUAGAGGGCAGGGGCGAGGUUUGUUUUCUUCUAUUUCCUUUUUAUUUUCGAAGAACAAUAAAAGACUUCUGAAAGGGAAUUAAUUGAUUCUCCAAUUGAUUCUCCAAGAGAUGCAUUGAAUCUACUGAGUGCUAAAUAGCUCAGUGGUCAUAUCAAAUAUGAUCAGUGUGCUGAACAACUGGAUUGGGUUUUAUAUGAUGAUAGAAUAAGCUAGUAGACUGGCACUUGUUCUUUUUUUAUCUUUGUUUUUUAAGAUGUUUGUUUUAUUCUCAGACAAGCCGUAGCAUAGGAGCAAAUAUUUUUGUUUAUUAAGAUAUAGCUGAAAAAUUCUUCUUUCUCUAAUUUCACUUCACUUGAAUGAUUGCAUUUUUUUUUUUCCAUUUUUGUCAAGUUUCAUAAGUUUGUCAUUGCAUCUCUGAUACGUGACAUGUUAACACAAAGAUAAAAUAAUAAAAAUUAAUACUAUGUUUUUUUUUUACUGUAAAGAAACAGCAUCCAUUGACCUGCUUGAAAAAUAAAAAAAAAAUCAUGCUUGCUAAGAAGUUUGCCUGGGAGCAGAUCUUACUGAGCGCAUGUGUGUGUGGAUGAGUACAUGAAAAUAAACAUGCACUCUGUGACUGUGUGUCUGUACUCCUGAUUGACCUGAUUGGGGGGUUGGUGUAUUUUGUACAAUGUAAAUGGUUUCAUACAUAUGACUAUAUAUUAGGAGGUCUGUGAAGGCGAUCUGUUUGUGCUUUUUGUUUUUUCUCUCUCCACAUUCUGUCGCUGACACUCCAGGCGUUCUACUGUUUUUCUAUAUUUCAUGUAUGAGAUGUUAAACAUUGUAAGUUAAAGCAUCCUCGCACUUCUGGUUCCUGCAGAGGUGAAGCAGACACUAUUUAUAGUCCAAGCUUGGUUUAUAAAGGGCAUUUUCACAGCUAUAUUUUAUUAUUAUUAUUACUAUUGCCUGAUCGAUAAAUGCUAACCCAGCAAUGCUUUUCAGUUCGGCUACUGUACAUGCACGAGAUGAGAGCUCUAUCUGUAUAUAAGAGCAACAGCCUUGUGCAGCCCGUUUAAUGACCCUGCAGAGGAUCCUGUAAAUGUAUCUGUAUAUUGUAUAGCUAACACUGUUUGUUUAAAAAAGCCUUAUAGUUGUUUUAAAAAAAAGUGCAGCAGCUAAGUACACACCAACCAUGAGGUUUGUUUGGGGGCAGAGCUCCAUGAUGUGACCAACCGCCUGUGGCUUCUGACCGGCCCCAGCUGCUCAAACAUCAAAUUUCCAGAGACACAUGAACCCUGGCUCAAAAAUAUCUCUGUGUAGCAAUGAAAAUGAGAGUAUCAAAUAAUACUGACAUCAAAUAAGUCGCAUAAAUAGACGAAUGGAAUACAGAUGAAGCUGUUUUAAUGUUAACUUUAACUUCGUGGGUCUCGUCUGAUUGGUCACUUUUGAGCUCUGUCCCCUGCGAUGUGAGGCUCUGUGCCCUUCUAUGCAACUUACCAGGUGUACUGUUAGACCUGUCAUGUAGACUGUAAUCACUGCCUUUUAGACACUGUGAAUUUUUGGUACCCUAUAUUUUUGUAUAUUGUACAUUAUAAAAGGAUAAUAAACCUUGAUGCCAACACAAGGCUCUGUCACA